GCUUCCUCGCCGCCUCCGCCGCUCAGCCCCGGACUCCUUACGUCAGGGUAGCUGGGUCCCCCCUCCGCGCGGCAGCCAGCGAGCAGCGGGAGAGCAGAGCAGAGCGCGCCGCGGAGCCCGAGCGCCCUCCCUGCGCGCUGAUCCCUGCUGAGUCCAGCCGAGCCGGGCAGUAGGCAGCGCGGCCGAGCCCUCGCGGGACUCCGCCUUCCCACUCGGUGCUCCCGGGCCGCAGCCGCAGGGACCCGCUCGGCGCCGGGCUCGUCCUGUGCGCCCCCCGCCAUGCGUGCUGGGCUCCGGGGCUCUCCUGAGCAGUCCCAGCGCGGUGGGCACCGGCGCCUGGGCCAGGGUGCCUCUCGCUGAAGUAGUUGCUCGCCCAGAGGAAGGGGUCGCCACGUCGGGGGCGCGACCGGGACCCGCGGAAUCCGCCCCCGAGCGCGGGGAGCGGGGCCGCCUGCGCCGCCCGACCAUUACCUCCCCAGGCGGCAAGGAGGAGCUGGUGGCGGUUGCCUCCCGGCUGUGGCAGCGGCGGCGCCGCGCCUGCCUGGCGGCCGUCGGCGUGCUCCUGGCCAUGGCGCUGGGGCUGCUUAUCGCCGUGCCGUUGCUGCUGCAGGCGGCGCCCCCCGGCGCGGCGCACUACGAGAUGAUGGGCACCUGCCGCAUGAUCUGCGACCCCUACACUGCCGCACCCGGUGGGGGGCCCGCGGGAGCCAAGGCUCCGCCGCCGGGACCCAGCACUGCCGCGCUGGAAGUCAUGCAGGACCUGAGCGUCAACCCUCCGCCCCCUUUCAUCCAGGGACCCAAGGGCGACCAGGGGAGACCUGGCAAGCCGGGACCGCGGGGCCCCCCGGGAGAGCCGGGCCCACCUGGACCCCGGGGUCCCCCGGGGGAGAAGGGCGACUCGGGGCGGCCCGGGCUGCCUGGCCUGCAGCUGACGGCGGGCGCGGCAGGAGGUGUCGGGGUGGUGGGUGGCGGAACCGGGGGCGGCGGUGACUCUGAGGGCGAAGUGACUGGCGCGCUGAGCGCCGCCUUCAGCGGUCCCAAGAUCGCCUUCUAUGUGGGUCUUAAGAGCCCCCACGAAGGCUACGAGGUGCUCAAAUUCGACGACGUGGUCACCAAUCUCGGCAAUCACUACGACCCUACUACGGGCAAGUUCAGCUGCCAGGUGCGUGGCAUCUACUUCUUCACCUACCACAUCCUCAUGCGCGGCGGCGACGGCACCAGCAUGUGGGCGGACCUCUGCAAGAACGGGCAGGUCCGGGCCAGCGCCAUCGCGCAGGAUGCCGACCAGAACUACGACUACGCGAGUAACAGCGUGGUGCUACACCUUGAUUCGGGGGACGAGGUGUAUGUGAAGCUGGACGGCGGAAAGGCGCACGGAGGCAAUAACAACAAGUACAGCACCUUCUCGGGCUUUCUUUUGUACCCGGAUUAGAGGAGCAGGGAGAGCGAGAUGGGUGGCUUCAGGCCGCCCCAUGCCCGUGGGGGCGCUCUGUUCCCUUGCGAGGACCACUCUCGCUUCGUGACACUUCCUGACAUCGUUGGAAAAGACACACCCCUGCUGUCCUUCCUGCCCCGCUUCCGACCUCCGUGUGUCUGUGACUUGCCUCGCUCCUGGCUGUGCUCCUGGUUUCUGGCCGCAACCCGGGGCGGGAGAGCGGGAUGCCCAAGUGGAGAAAUGAGCGUGAACCUGAAACCCCAGCCAGGGAGGCGGCAGCGCAGACUUUGCAGAGCUGAUUGGACUGGACAGGCCCCAGCGGGAUGCCUGAGUGCUUCCAGUCCCCCUCCUCCUCCGAGAGCCCUGAGACUGAGGGCUCCCAGCUCUGGCCACUGAGGUAGGCCAAAGCGAGCACACGCUCCCUGGGGUGUCCUUCUUUGUGACCUGAAAUACUUGUGCAAAUGUCCCUGUCCAUCAGCUGAAACCCCAUCUUCAGCAGAAUCCCAGCAAUCAGAAAAUCCAUCUCUACACCGCACUCCCGCCUCAGACCUACCACGCUGCAUUAAAUUAUGUUUCUAGACUAUGGACUCUUGAUGUCUCUGUCAGCCUGGUCCCGGACCGAGCCUCCAGAUGUUCACCUUGACGUAAAGGCCGGAACUGGGCCCUGAACAGCUCCAUCUCUACCCCAGUUGCCAGCCACUGCCUUGUCUGUGCUGCUGGGUGGGUGAAAAGAUGUGGGGAGAAUGGGAGGGUAGCCUCUCACCCUUUAGGGUGCAUCUCCACCUGGCUGGGCUGCAGCCUUGAAUUGGAGGGGACCAGAGGAGGGCGGAAGGAAGAAUUAGAGGGUGACAGGAGACAGAGGUUGGAUUUUCAGGGUCCUAGCCUUGUGGGAGGAAGUAGAGGCCAGGAGUUUCUGGAGAAGGAAAGGGAAGAGGAGGCAUUUCUGCAAAAUAAGAGGGAUGAAGGAGGUAUUUGCCAUCAGAUGAUCUCUGAGAUCUCCUAAAAGGCAGUAGAGAAAUCCCUGAGGAAACACAACCACUCGGGCAUGUAAUGCACUCAGCACAUGUCUAUCAGCUUACACUAGCUGGGUCCAUAAUCUCAAGUCAAUUGCCUGGUACACUGAGGCAAUUGUAUGGACCAUCCAACUCCCUGAAUUCACGCACAACUCUGUGGUAAAUGAAAUAGACUCUCCCCUUUGUGGUGGGACAGCCCUCUUUAGGGGUCUUCCUUUGUGUGUGGUGGUAUGGGGCACCUGCUCUGAACCUGACUGCAUUUGUUUGGUCCUUCCUUUCCUUUCCUUCACUGUUACACACGCACGCACACACACACACACACAGACAGGUUAAGAAAACACUCCACAUGAUGUUUUUGUUUUUUCACUUUUUUGUUCCGUUUUUAGAUUAUUGAGUUCCAAUAAACAGUACGUUAUCUACAAAAUAACUUGUUAACAACCUGUUAGUAUUCACGGAGCUCAUUUUGACCAGCUGUUUGCAGAGAAAUGUGAAUAUGUACACAGAGGCAACCCUGGAGUGUGCUACCUAUAUCGAACUGGAUAUGCACACACACACCCCAUGUGGAUAUAAUGUGGUUGUCAUCGCUAAUCCAUGUUACACAGGUGCACACACACACAUAUUCAUAGACUCAUGUCAGUGUGGUGUGUGACAUAUUUGUGGCUAUAUGUCUGCUCCCAAAUUGCAAUGUGCUCAACUUUAGUUCCUGGAAGAUGCUGAAAUUUGUGAUUCUGAUUUAAAAGACAAUUAUACCCCCUGCCUUGAGUCUUGUCUCUGUCGCUAUUCCUCUUUAUGCUCUUAUUUUUAUUUGAAUAAUGUUUUAUUGUCAUUCACUUGAAUAUUAGCAAUGACUGCAUCUGCCUCAAGUCUAGGCAUAAAGUGCUCAAAGAUAUUGAGGAGGAAAACAAUAUCCAUAUGCAAACCAUCACCCUCCCAGUUCCAGCCCAAAUGAACCGCAGUUCCCCACCAACCCCACCCCACAACCAGCUGAGCCCAGGAACUGGGGAGGGCAGAGUCGAUCCCAUCUGCAGUCGCAUACGUAUCAAUUUCUGAUGCCUUGUCGAUUGUAUCAUCCAGAAAUGCGAUUAAAACCAAAUAUAUGAGACCCAAAUGAAGUCUAAUUGCUAUGGAUCUGCAAUCCCCAGUGGGCCUCUAAUCCUUUUUGACUUAUUCCUCCCCUUCCUCCGAUGAGAUGGAGCUUAGACACAAAGCCCUCGGUUUAAAUUUCAAAAAUUAAAA
Molecule: messenger RNA, 3684 nt
Organism: Capra hircus (goat)
Lineage: Eukaryota; Metazoa; Chordata; Mammalia; Artiodactyla; Bovidae
Gene: C1QL2
Product: complement C1q like 2
Exons: 2
Coding region: 569-1432 (287 amino acids)
Molecular function (GO): protein binding
Source: RefSeq, a predicted model, not a curated record